This is a messenger RNA of Rhopilema esculentum, 5297 nucleotides long. Its product is annotated as protein ANKUB1-like. Gene Ontology annotation, molecular function: protein binding. Lineage: Eukaryota; Metazoa; Cnidaria; Scyphozoa; Rhizostomeae; Rhizostomatidae. The record is from RefSeq and is a predicted model, not a curated record.
GCGAAAUUCGCCUCGUGGAAAUUCGCCUCGUGGAAAUUCGCCUCGUGGAAAUUAGCCUUUAUUCUAUUUAUGAAUUUAUUUAAUGGAGGCAAAUCAUGCAUUUAGUUGGUUUGUUUUAUUACUUUGAAAUAUCUUCUCGUGGAGAAGGUGAGCAAAACGCAAGGCUUCGAUCGAAAGAAUGGGAGAAACUUGAAAUAUAGAUAGUAGACAUUAAGAAGCAAUUGAAAAGCAGGGUUGAAUCCAUGUUGUUAAGUUACCUGUCCUCUCCAAACUGCUUGGCUAGAUCAUAGUCUAGAUUAAACGCUGGCUUCCAACUUGAAAGGACAUUAGCGCAGUUGAUUCCGUUAUUUUCAAAAUGACUAUUGCUUAAAGACUUCCACUACCAAAUCUUGAUAAGACGAGUAUAAAUAUUCAUGGUCGUGAUUGUCUAGCGGCAAGAACUGAAACCUUGACUGCAUAGACAGUAACUGUCUCUUGAAUCAGUAGCAUAUGGCGGGCUCUUUGUGAAGCAAGCAACCGGUUUUUUGCUUCUGCCGAUGGAAGAUUUAAUGUACUUUUGUAUACAGAAAAUAAGCACCAAAAUUAUUCGCUAAAACUGGUCUAUUUCGCCUGAUUUUUUAAGGUGGUCAAAUAUAAAUACUUCAUUAACUUAGUGAAUAAUGACUACAAAAUAUUUUUCAGACUGUGAGAGUAAAGUAGGAAGCCUUCUGCAUCUUUCUUAGGAGCAAGCUGAGGCUGACUUAUUGUAAAAUGUAAUUUUGAACAAAGUUUCACCUCCAAAACGAGGAUUUUUUUGCCAUCCAGGGGUGUUUUCUAAGGUUAAUUUUUCACAUUUGUUGGCAAAAAAAGGAUGUCUCACUCACCUUUUUGGCCAACUUGACCUAAACACAUCCCUAGAGCGCAUUAGCUAGAAACUGCACUGCUUACACCCUAACAUUUUAAAAACAAAAUAGGAUCAAUCCAGCCUCAGAUUUUCGAAAAAUUUAAGAACAGCCAGCCUGAACUUCAAUUUACUGGAUCUUUUAAAAAAGAGUGUAUAUCAUUUUGAACGAAGAUCACUGUAAGAGCUUUUCAACGCUUAUUUUCAGAUACCAAAGAGCAUUUUAGGCCUUGACCAUUUCGAAUGUUAGUAGAAAGUGCAAGAAAAUAACCAACCCGAGCGAGGUUCUUAAGAAAGAUCGUGUAUGCAAAACACCUUGAUGUGUUCGGCUAUUUCCGACCAACCGACAGACCUGCGGAAACACCUGCUUUUAAAACAGGCUUUUUUAAAUGCCUAGUCUUUACAUAGUGGUCUGAAUCAUAAACACAUAAGCCAAUAAUAUUCAUUUUGAUCGAUUUUCCGUAUGUAAGUGGAUCAAUUGCUCUUUUUAUUCAUGAAGAUUCAACUUCUGUUGCUAACUCGCUGCUCAUUAUUUUUGCAACAGGAAGAAAUCGACGGUUUGUGCCAGACAGUUCUGCCCCUCAUUUUAUGCUGCUGUAUAUCCAGUUGACAGCACACCUAGACUCAGGUAGUGACCCGUUUUUUUAAACGUACCGACAACGUAUGCACAAUGGCAAGGUAUAGUAUGUUUCUUUCUUGCAUUAUCAGAAAGACAAUACUCUUUGCAAUUCAGGCGCAUCGAAACCAUCUGCUGAAAGAAGCUUUCCAGCAGCACGGGGCUUUCAACAACGUUAGCGUACUGUUUAAGAGUAUAUUAGUCGUAAGGCUGUUUGCUAACUAACUUGUCGCACCGACCCCCGUCAUUGCGUUAACGAGAUUUUCUCUGCUCGAUAAGAUCUUUAGAAGUCUGUAUACGUUUCCGUGGCGACUUAGCAGAUGAAGUUCCGAGGAUAGAAGGAAGUUGUUUCCAAAGCGAAUUCUUAUAGGAUAAACCACUCGAGCUCCAUGAUUGAUAACAAACUGUUUGGGAUGAAGUGUAUUAGGCCAGCAGAACGCCUAUGAGAGGGACAUGCUGUUGUAUUUAAUAGAAUCUGUGAGCAUAAAAUCAUUGUACAAAUAUUAUCACGCUAAUGCUGAUCGGUCUUUCCAUCUGGACUAUUUAAGAUGCACGGGAGUACGUGAGUUUUUCAACGCCGUCUUGAAAAUUAAAGAAACGUCGAUCGUCACCUAAAAAUCUGAAGUAUAAUUUAAGUGUACUGUCAAACGUACGGUGUGAUUUGAGAAGGUCAGAUAGAUGAAUGUUAAUAAAUCGUUAAAGAACAGUGUCUCCAGUGAUUAUAUUGUUUACCGAGGACUGUUUCAUCAUUCAGUACCGGCUUGACAGCUUUCCUGUCGAAUAUCUGCCCGAUUAACCGAAGUUAUUAGUCAUGUCGAUUUGACCCAAGAUGUGACUGAUUUUUGCCACAAAUUCGCCCGUUUCUUUAAUCGAUUUGAUAGACUGUUUAUUUUUGCUGGAUUUUUGUGAGCUUUCGCGAUGAAGUUGAUGCUGCUGUACGAGAAAAAACGACUGGUUGUUGAGGUUGGAGAAAAUGAUACUGUUAAAACACUAAAGGAGUUUUUCAUCGACCACUAUUCCCUCAAUCUUAAGUCUUCGGGAGACACAGAGGAUAUGAUCUUGAGAAUUGUAUAUUCCGGUUCACAAUUGAAAGAUGAUUGGAUUCUUUCCGACAUUGGUAUUUUACCCGGUUCCAUUUUGCAGUGCUUUUUGCAGUCACGUGAUAAGAUAUUUAUGAGGGCAUAUACCCCAUUUGACCAAAAAACGUACGAUUUCACCUUACCACUGGACGUUGAAAAAACAAAUGUUGGAGAGUUUAAAUCUAUGAUUCAAGAUGUAUCUGGAAUUCCGGUUAGUGUUAUAAGGCUUUCAAAAAUACCGAACGGAAUUGAACUCUUCGACAACCGGUCUCUUGAUGACUAUGAUGUCAUGAUUGGUGAUACAAUUCAUGUUGACAUUUGGGAUGGCAUGGGCGAGCUGCUACAGUCUGCAUUCGCUGGUGACGUAACUGCCACUAUGAAUGCAAUUAUCAGCAGUACAGAAGACCCAUCUUUGCAUAAAUAUCAGCUUCGGGUUGCUUUGUUCAUCGCGUCUUUUACCGGUUCCAUUCAACUCGUGUCACAGCUUUUAAAAGCUGGCGCUCGGUGUGACGAUCCAGUAGGCGAGCAUCCAGCUAGAGUUUGGUGUAAAAACGUGUUCUCCCACCCUCUGAGUCUCAGAACGCCAGCUCAUGCUGCUGCACAAACUGGAAGAAUAUCCUGCCUUCGGUUGUUUAUUCAUCAUAACCGGGCGUGUAUUCUUGUUAAGGAUGGACAUGGGUGUACACCUACGGGCGUAGCGCGUAGAUACGGGCAAAGAGAAUGCUUUAAAUUGCUCAUAGCUGAACAAUUCAGGAAACAACAGUAUGGGGGACUGAGUCUGUCGAUUUAUGGGAAAGUCAGAAAAUGGUGCGAUCGUGCACGUGACCGAGUUGCAUAUUACCGACUAGAUCCAAACUUUCCAGUACUUUUGUCAAGUGUAGACAAAACUGGCCAUGCGGCCGUUGUUGGCUCACCAAUUCAAGUUAAUGGGUUCGGAGAAAACAUUCAAAACAGUGCAAUUAAGCUUGAAAAAAGUAAAAUAGAUGCAAAGUGUCAAUGGCUGUGGCCUAGGCGGGACGAAAUUUCAAGCACACUGAAAAUUGAUGACCAAAAGGGCAUUAAGAAACCAUACCGGUCAUUGCCUCCUGUCCGAAAACAUAACAGUUUGAAGGCAAAGCUUUCAUUGAAGCGAUCAAAUAGCCUCGAGAGCGUCAUGAGCAGCAAAGCGUCUUCAGAACUGAAGCGUAGUUUCAAUGAAGGCUAUACAAAUUGGCAAAGGAGACAAAAAUUAAAGAACACAAAAAACCAAGUGUUGAUUAAUUCUAAAUGCAGAUGCAAAGAAUGCAGCAACUGUAGUUGCUGUGGCGCUGUUCACCUUCCUGAUAUCCAUAGACCACAAUCAUUAGUAGCACACCAGGAUUCAAAUCCAGACCACUUUUUCAUUACUGAAGAUAUCAGAAGCCACAAUCGCAUAAUACGUGAAGAAAGCGAACCGGAUGCUUCGAUUGCCUCCAGACGUAUAGAUUCAGAUAUUCGAGCGAGGCCUAAAUUGAUACCGAGGUCGCGAACACGCUUGUCACGUGACGUUCUAACAGACGAAGCUCACAGCGUCAUAGAGCAGGCUACAGGACAAACAAGUAGACAGCUUGCACAUUCAAGUUUGCAGGUCUGCGAGACAUUUACAGCUGUUGGUUGGCUCAAACGCUUGCAUCUAGCAACAAAUUACAAUCGUAAAACAUUGCUCAGAGGCAUGCGAGAUAAAGGACAAAGCUUGAGCGAAUCAUGUCUUUCUUCCAAUUGAAGUGCCAUAACAAAUGUUAUUUCUUUUUUCUAAUUAUCAAAUCAUGUGAUAUUUGGUUUUGUCUUAAAUUUUUAUUUAGUUCUUUUUGGCCUCAUUUGGAUCUUAAGAUUUCCAAGGAAGAAAUUUAACAUUUUUCUAACUCCGCCCUAUUUAAAUUGAAUUUUUGUAUUAGCAAUCCAAAAAGCCUAUAUUUUAGGAACUGAGCUGCUAAACCGUUUUUUCGUUAAAUGAUAUUGAAGCAAUAUUUAUGUAUUCCACGUGCAAACCGAACAAAUUUGACCUGAAAGAAUGAUUUUGUAAUAAUGUAUUAUGGAUGGCGUGCAAUUCUUAGCUCGUAAUCAUGUUCGCAUGAAGCUGUUAGGUGUUAAAAUGUGUGUUGUAGUAUGUGCUGUAUUCUUUGUAAAUGAAUGGUUUCGUCAUUGCUCUAUUAUUUGCAUAAUUUUCCUUUACGAAGGAUAUGAUCAAGUUGUACAGCGUAAUUCGUCAGACCUGUGGAGGAGAAACACGUCACUUGUUUGAUCGAAUAUAUUCUUCAUUGUCCCAACUCGCAAGUUACUUCACCAUGUGUUAAUUAGUCAGGGAUUGGUCUCAUUUGUGCUUUUACACGUUCAUGUUGAUUAAAGUUUUUGUAAGCAAAUAAUUAGCGAUGUUAAGCGAGUAUCCAGAGAAUGAAGCGUGGCAUUUCUUUUAAAGGCAGCCAAUAUGUUAUUCAAAAGCAACUUAAUAAUUAUGUCAUUAAUUUUUACAUUCAAGGCUUUUUUACACAACUCUUGUGAAAUAGACGGCUUGCAGUGCUUAUCGGUUGAUUCGGGGGGUCGAGCGUUCACGACUUGAAAAUGUCAGCGCAAAACAUUUAGCAAUCUAAAAUUUAGAUUGUGGCUUUCCUGAGUAAUCGAGAGAACCCGGGUAAUCUAGGAAUCUAAGAAGAGGGUUAGUGAGCCGAUUUCCGAGGCCCUGAGCCUUUCAAAGUCUAUAAACCUC